AUGAGAGAAAGUGCAGCAUGGCCCGUGGCUGAUAGCCAGCUGUCCCCAAAGAUACUUGAUCUUCUUCAGCAAGCGGCCAAUUAUCGACAAUUGAAGAAAGGCGCCAACGAAGCCACCAAAACGCUCAAUCGCGGCACGUCUGAGGUCAUUGUGCUGGCAGCCGAUACCUCACCAUUGGCCAUCCUCCUCCACCUCCCGCUCCUCGCCGAAGACAAGAAUGUACCAUAUGUCUACGUGCCGAGUAAAGUCGCACUAGGCCGCGCUUGCGGCGUAAGUCGACCUAUCAUCGCUGCCAGCAUUACAACCAACGAAAGCAGCGAUCUUAUGCCACAGAUCCGGGAAUUGAAGAACAGAGUCGAGAGGUUGAUGAUCUAG
Molecule: messenger RNA, 375 nt
Organism: Cyphellophora attinorum
Lineage: Eukaryota; Fungi; Ascomycota; Eurotiomycetes; Chaetothyriales; Cyphellophoraceae
Product: 13 kDa ribonucleoprotein-associated protein
Exons: 2
Coding region: 1-375 (124 amino acids)
Biological process (GO): maturation of SSU-rRNA; ribosome biogenesis; mRNA splicing, via spliceosome
Cellular component (GO): box C/D methylation guide snoRNP complex; nucleolus; precatalytic spliceosome
Molecular function (GO): RNA binding
Source: RefSeq, a predicted model, not a curated record